Chenopodium quinoa (quinoa) is the source of this 1059-nucleotide messenger RNA. RefSeq names its product glutathione S-transferase T3-like. NCBI's taxonomy places the organism in Eukaryota, Viridiplantae, Streptophyta, Magnoliopsida, Caryophyllales, Amaranthaceae. The coding region runs from base 1 to 1059 and encodes 352 amino acids. The record is from RefSeq and is a predicted model, not a curated record. The transcript has 2 exons.
AUGAAUGAGGAAAAUUUUCCUAAUGGGCUUCACCGUAGCGAGGAAGUUGGUUUUCCUCACGAGUUAUCCUCAUGGCAUGAUAAUGAUGAAUGUACACCCGAAACUGAACAUGAUAGCAACACACAAUUCGAUGAGAGCGAAGAGGAAAGCGUACCAGAGACGCCGCAGUAUCCUCCACCAGUUCCCAUACUGAAAUCCAAUAAGGUUGCUGCACGAGCUCGAAUUUGGUUUGUUGCAGAAGAUGAAACUCUGAUUGGGUUGUACUUGGAGAUCAGCGAGAAUGCUAUUAAAGGUACGAGCCAGAAAGCAACUUCCCUCUGGCGCGAUGUACAUGCAGCUUAUCAAAUGGCUCAUGCGGAGAAGCCGCAUAUACUUCCUCCAAGACCUAUGAAGAGUCUGACGUCGCACUGGAGAAGGUUGGCAGCAGACACACUACAGUGGAUAUCUUGCUAUGAUGAAGCGGGUAGACUUUCGGAGGGAGGGAGUGGUUACAACGAAGCUGACCGUAUAAAAAGUGCGUCGAAGCUUUUUCAUCUCGCCCAAGGUCGCAAUUUUGCUUUUCCUCACGCGGUUGAAAUGCUUAAUAAAGAUCCAAAGUGGAGGCCAAAGCUGAGAUGGUCCUUGUCAAAGAAGGAAAGAAAAGCUGUUUGUGAUGUUGAGGAGCAAGGUAGUGCUGGAAGUGGGAAGAGGUCCAUAGAUGAUGGAGGGGAUGAAACCCCUAGGGAUGGUUUUUCAUCCGGAGGAAUACGACGACCCGAAGGUGUGAAGAAAGCAAAGGCCAAGCGUAAAGGGAAAGAAGUAGCAUCAGAAAGUGGUUCGUCUGAGCUUAGCGAACGAAUGAAGGAAUUCGCUACAAUUCGCGAGAGGGAGGCCAUUCUGAAGAAAGAGAGGAUCAAAAUUGAAAAGGACAAGGAACAGAGGAAAAGGGAGGAACUUGACAUUCAUAAGAUGAAAACCUGGUUUGAUAUGGUGCAAGCUCUGAAGAAUUCGCCUACGCCACUCACUCUUGAAGAAGAGUUGUACAAGAAUUUUUUACUAGGUAAAUUACAGGGCUUUUAA